This is a messenger RNA of Blepharisma stoltei, 390 nucleotides long. The record is from the annotation of a GenBank genome assembly. Lineage: Eukaryota; Ciliophora; Heterotrichea; Heterotrichida; Blepharismidae.
AUGGGUUGCAAAGCAAGUGUUUGCACUGAUCCAAAUGAACUAUUACUUUCACAGCAUCUCCAAGACAAAGACACAGACCUCUCAAGCCAUGUUUCUCAAAAAUCAACUUAUUAUUCUCUUAAUACACUUAUUCGUAGAAGAGAUGAAAUAGAUCUGUCAAUCAAACCUCAAGAAAAAAUCAGAACAGCCGUCCAAAUGGUUUUUCAAAAUUCAAAGCAUCAAGCUGAUCUUAUGGAAAUUCUUGAAAUGUGGUUUAAUGAAGUUUACACUAUCUUAGAUGAUUCAGUCUUCUGUAAGCAAGACCUGAAAAGCUAUUUAUGUGUAGAUUCUACAGGCUCAAAUAUGAUAUGGUCGUUUUCUUCGGAUUAUUCAAUAGUAAUAUGUUUUUAA